This is a messenger RNA of Blepharisma stoltei, 1602 nucleotides long. Lineage: Eukaryota; Ciliophora; Heterotrichea; Heterotrichida; Blepharismidae. The record is from the annotation of a GenBank genome assembly.
AUGUUCACUGGCGGGGUAAAUUGGUGGCCACAUUUGCUAUCAUUAUUAAAUUGGAUUGUAAACCAACUCAAAUGUACGUCACAGUCUGAGGAAAUAAGGGACUUACUAUCCUCCUCCGUGAGCGAAUAAAUCCAUUAGAAAAAUCUAUUUUUUUGGUAAAAUCCACCCUCCGUGAGCGAUUUUUUUUUUUGAUAUAUAAAUGAUGAUUAGUUUCAUGAAAUUUCUAGCUAAUUCUGUUUAAUUUUAAAAAAAUCCCUUUAAAAUAUAAAUUUUAAACUAAAUUAAUUUUUAAUUUCAAUUUUUUACAAAUUUUUUAAAUUUUGAAGAAAAAAAAUUAACCCCCUUUAUGAGCGAACAAAAUUUUUUUUGUUCGCUCACAUUGGAGAGAGGAGUUAGGUGAUUUUGAUGAAUUCUUUACUGAUUUUUGCUAUCGAGACUAUGAUCGAUUUUUGAACGAUGAAUUAAGAUUGGAUUUUGCAAUAGAGUGAACUGAGUUGCAAGAAGAAAGCUCAAGAAAUUAUAACAAAAGAAGAUUAGCAUAUGAGGCGAAAAUUAAGGACUUAGAAAGAGAGUUCCAAAGCAAUUAUGACGUGAUUUUAAAGCAAAGGGAAGCGGAAUUGCAAAACUCUGAAAAAUCGUUUGACCUUGAGCUAAAACAAUUUGGAAAUGAAGGAGAAAAAAAGAGAAAAUUGGAAACUAAAAUUAAAAAUAGUUGGUAUGCCUUGGAAAGGAAAUUAAUGUCGCCAGCAGUUGAUGAAUUAGUUUGCAGCAAUUUAAACAAAAUCCAAUUAGAAUAUGAAAAUAAGUAUAAAACUCUGUCCGAACAAAAUGAAAUUGUUUAUCAAGAGCUCCAAAAAAAGCAAGAAGAAUUGGCAAAGCUCAAAAAUAUUGAACUUACUUACUUACUUACUUAAUUAUCUGGUGUUUAAGGUGUCUAGUGCCGCAGUCCAAAAGGGCCUAUGGCAAAACUGAUGACGUAGGCGAGCCAUCUUUGGCACGGGUCAGCCCCGUCCAAGCCUUCUAUCAACUCCUGCUUCACCGGCCUUGCUGCACGUCUCACCCGGCGCGUUGCCGUCGCCCUUGUCGCUCGACUCAGCUCCUGCGCGUGUUCCGCCUAAGGGUCAUCCUCCCGUGGGGAUGCGCUGAGAGGUAAAAGCCCGAGAUCUUGAGUGGACUGAGGAGUGGUUCCUUUGGUGAUCCCCAAAGUUAAACCGCUAUUGCUGUCCAGAAGUUCGCGAGUGAAAACCUAACCCUAAUAAUAAAAUUCCAUGAGGGAGAGAAAAUUAGCAAAGCUAAUUUCUCUCGAACCGAAUGCCAUUUUAUUAUUCCAAAAAUAUUGAACAAUUAGAUUCGAUAAAAUUAGGGAAAGAGUGUGAAAAUGUUCAAGAAGAAAUUGAUUUACUGAGAAGGGAAUUUAUUAUAUCACAAGAAGAAAUCGAAGUUAUUGAUGAUGAAAUAGGAAAUUUGAAAAACAAAAUAAAAGAGAAUGAAAGAGAAAGUAAGACAGAAAUAAUGAAAAUUAAAGGCUUGAUAAAAAAUGAUAUUCAAUUCAUAAUAAAGCAUGCUAAAAUUAUCCGACAAUGACUGGAAGACGCUCAAUAA